ACAGGUGUUUAACGAAUCGGAUCGUCUUCGACUGUGGCGUCUCGUCGCAGCGUGAUGACGUCACGCCGUGUGCAGUCCCAGAAUCUCGGCAUCCUUUCCUGAAAUGGCUGCUGUACAAGUAUGCGAAGCCGAGAAGGUUUACAUUAUGCACGGGGUGCGGGAUGACUUGCGGGUCGAUGGACGGGGAUGUGAGGAUUACCGGCACAUGGAGAUUGAAACUGACGUGGUGUCAAACACAGAUGGGUCUGCCAGAGUUAAACUGGGGUAUACAGAUGUUCUCGUCGGAAUUAAAGCAGAGAUUGGAAAACCUAAGCCAGCGGCACCAGAUGAAGGGUAUCUGGAGUUUUUUGUCGACUGCUCGGCGAAUGCGACCCCAGAGUUCGAGGGCCGAGGAGGGGAGGAGCUGGGCUCUGAGCUGAGCUGCACCCUCUACAAGGUGUUCAACAACGUGAACAGUCUGGAGCUGCGAGCGCUCUGCAUCGCCCCCCGGGAGCACUGCUGGGUGCUCUACGUGGACGUGCUGCUGCUUCAGUGUGACGGCAACCUGUUUGACGCCAUCUCCAUAGCGAUCAAGGCAGCGCUCUUCAACACGCGAAUCCCCAAAGUGACCAUCACGGAGGGCGAAGAGGGUGGAGCGGAGCUGGAGCUGUCGGACGACCCGUACGACUGCGUGAGGCUGAACGUGGAGAACGUGCCGUGCAUCGUGACGCUGUGCAAGAUCGGCCACAGGCACGUGGUGGACGCCACGCUCCAGGAGAAGGCCUGCUCUGUGGCCGGCUUGCUGGUCUCCGUCACGCACAAGGGCACCAUCACCUGCGUUAGGAAGGUGGGGGGGGGGAGCCUGGAACCUGAGAGCAUCUUCGAAAUGACAGAGACGGGCAAGCGGGUAGGGAAAGCCCUCCAUGCCCCACUGAUGAAGCUUCUGCGAGAUGAGGAGGCCCAGGGCAAGCAGAGGCAGAAAGUGGGCUUCCUGGGAUAAUCAGCCACCCCCCCGCGCCCCCCCCCCCC
Messenger RNA from Paramormyrops kingsleyae, 1008 nucleotides. RefSeq names its product exosome component 7 (gene exosc7). Gene Ontology annotation, molecular function: mRNA 3'-UTR AU-rich region binding. NCBI's taxonomy places the organism in Eukaryota, Metazoa, Chordata, Actinopteri, Osteoglossiformes, Mormyridae. Gene Ontology annotation, cellular component: cytoplasmic exosome (RNase complex); nuclear exosome (RNase complex). The record is from RefSeq and is a predicted model, not a curated record. Gene Ontology annotation, biological process: nuclear-transcribed mRNA catabolic process, deadenylation-dependent decay; nuclear polyadenylation-dependent rRNA catabolic process; rRNA catabolic process.